Selaginella moellendorffii is the source of this 497-nucleotide messenger RNA. RefSeq names its product protein EPIDERMAL PATTERNING FACTOR 1-like. The coding region runs from base 202 to 480 and encodes 92 amino acids. Lineage: Eukaryota; Viridiplantae; Streptophyta; Lycopodiopsida; Selaginellales; Selaginellaceae. The transcript has 2 exons. The record is from RefSeq and is a predicted model, not a curated record. Gene Ontology annotation, biological process: guard cell differentiation; stomatal complex development.
AAGCUUUCCAUCGCUUUUUCCGCUCGACUAGGGUUGGAUCGCUCAAAGCAAGCUUUUCCGUUUUGCGAGACGAUGGUCCAACCAUCGCCUCUACACUUGUUGCUCGUCCUCAUCGUCCUCGUCGCAACCUUGCCGCUCUCUUCCACACAUCGGCCUCGUAAGUUCUUUGUCUAAGUUCAUGUUCCUGUUCCCUAUGAGCUCAUGCUUCUCGUUCAUUGCCAAGCAGUGCCCGACGAGAGCAAAACCAUCCAAGCACAAAUCACCAUCAACAGCACCGCGGAAGAGGUCCCUCGGAACAGAUCCAAGGAGCUGUCGAUGAUGGCUGGCUCGGCGCUCCCAGACUGCUCUCACGCCUGUGGCCCUUGCUCGCCGUGUCUCAGAGUUACCAUCAGCUUUAUGUGCCUCGAGUCGCGAGACUCGGAGGCUUGCCCUUCCACCUAUCGAUGUAUGUGCCACGGAAAAUCCUUCCCAGUCCCAUGACUUGAUCGCACAGACCG